Messenger RNA from Parasteatoda tepidariorum (common house spider), 4124 nucleotides. Its product is annotated as calcium and integrin-binding protein 1. NCBI's taxonomy places the organism in Eukaryota, Metazoa, Arthropoda, Arachnida, Araneae, Theridiidae. Gene Ontology annotation, molecular function: magnesium ion binding; calcium ion binding. The record is from RefSeq and is a predicted model, not a curated record.
GCAAAAUCGACGUCUGGGAUUUCUUUUUGUUUUCUUUUCUGACAUAAGUUCCAAAAAUAAAAUCUGGUCAUUGCCUUAUGUUACUUAUUUCUUACCGCAACUUAUUUUGAAGUUGAUAUGACGUUCGUUACAAUUUAUUUCUAAGUCUGAAUGGCGUCGGCAAGAUCUUAAGUGCUUCAACGUAUGCGUUUAAAAUACUAAAUUUCAAUUAUAAUGGGGCAAAAACAGAGUCUUCUUCCCGAAGAAAAAAUAAGAGAGUAUGAGCUCCUCACAUAUCUCAAUGAAAAAGAAAUAAUUAAAGCUUAUGAAAGAUUUCGUAAAUUGGAGCCAGAUAUUGAUCCCAAAUCCUUUAAUCCUGCAUUAUCAUUACUAAAGCUUGAUGAAUUGCCAGAACUACAGGUAAAUCCUUUUAAAGAUAGGUUAAUAUAUUUAUUCACCGAUCCAACAUCUAGAUGCAUGAGUUUUGAAGAUUAUCUAGAUAUGAUGUCUGUGUUUAGCGAGAGAGCUCCUAUUUCAUUAAAAGCUGAAUAUGCAUUCAAAAUAUAUGACUUUGAUGAUGAUGAUCUUUUGUCCAGAAAUGAUCUAAAAGAAAUAUUGUCUCGGUUUCAAGUAUCUGAAUUUAGCGGUCUGGAGCAGAGUGAUUGGGAGGAGAUUCUCAAUUUUGCUAUGGAAGAUGCUGAUAUUGAUGAAGAUGGAUAUAUAGCUUUUACUGAAUUUUCCCACCUUCUACAACGACUGGUUGAUUUUCCAAGCACUUUUGUUAUUCGGUUGUAAAGUUUUCAUGGAUGUUAACAAGACUGCCUCUGCAAUCUAUUUUUGGAUUGAAGUGCCUUCUGAUGCCAAGAGAAUGAAAUAGUCUUUGCUAAAAAAAUUUUUAAAUUUGUUAUCAAUAUUACUUUUUAAGAAUUUUUAUAUAUUACUAUUUCUUUGUUGUAAGGAAAAAGAAUUGGUACUUAAAUACAAAUGUAAACUUUUUUAGGAAAUAUUUAUGAAGAAAGUAUAAAUGUUAUAAUUUUUCAUGAUUACAUUGAAUUAACUAGAACCUUAUUACCUCAGAAUAUUACCUAAAGCCUUUUUUUGGCUUUUAACACUUUUCAGUAUUUUCUUUUUAAAAGUAGUGAAUAUCAAUUUUAUAUUCUUAGCUUAUUUAUACUACAGUGGCAAGUCCCAUACCCAGAAUCAUUGGGAGUUUAGCUUGUCGGAAAAAUAGAAUUUUCCGGCGAGAUCCUCAAGCAAAGAUCUAAACAUGCAUGUUACGAAAAAAUAUUGUUAUUGUUUAAAUUAUAUUUAUACAACCAUUUAAUCAAACGAAGAAUAUUGCUUAAGAUAAAAUAAAUGCAGUUAAGUGUAAAUGGAAAUUUACAGAUGAUUAGAAAUUAUUAAGCAUUAGAAAACAGUCCUAGUCAGCAUAAAAUUUAGAAAUUAAAGUCUCCAAUAUCUAAUUUUUGAAUAAGUUCAACUUUUUUUUAUAGAUAAAAUUGUAUUUUUUGUUUGUUUGCCAUGAAUAAGUGUGCUUUGAUGACAUAAAAAAUGCAAGGAAAAGAUAAUGGCGUUAUUCAAUUAAAAAUGUAAAAAAAGAGAAAAUAUUCAAAAUUUAAAAUAAUAUGAAGCAUUGAAUAUCUUGGUGAAAUUUGAUGUAACAUUUCACUUCUUCAGCGUAAUUCUUGAUUUGCUUAAAUGAAUUUUGCUGAAACUUGUUUAAUACUUUUUCUAUUAAACUUCAUAAUUUGAUAAAGGAAGAAAGAAUUCCCUUUAUUGCUUAUUUUAUCAUCAAUAAUCAAAGAAAGAAAAAUAUUUCCCGAGGCUAUGUUUCCCUUUAAACUUUUUCAGGUUUUUCAUUUUCUCCCUCAUUCCUUUAAAAAAAUGGUUUCUUUAUUUUACUUGGUGCCCUUUCUUCAAUCAAAGAAGAAAAAAAUACUGAGAAAUCAGAAAAAAAAUAUACUGAGAGAAAAGCAUGUUUUUCUUGCCAUGUGCUAUAAUUGUUCAGAUGUUACUAGAGGACAAGGGGCUCAAUCCUGAUUUUUUAUUGCACUUUUUUCAGUGUUAAAGGUAAAGAAAGAAAAGAAACAGUUUGCCUUUCACAUGAAAUUUCUUACUGAUGUAUGACUGUGAGAAUCUCACUAUAUAUAUAUAUAUAUAUAUAUUCAUUCAAAGUAUUCUAUAACAGAUUGUAUACAAAAAAAGGAUUUUUGUAGAUAAGGGUAAACAUAUAUAUUUUAAUUGUUAAAAAGUGUCUGGGAAAUUAUAGAUGGGCUAUUAUAAUAGACUAUUCUGGAAAAUGGAUAUUUGACUGUGGGAUUUUGUAAAUGCAUUUUUUUAACUGGUACAUUACUUGGGAAAAUAGUUUUUGAACCUCAUUUAUAUCUAUUAUUUAUACUUACAUUUUUUACCUGUUUUACUUUUUUAUUCAUUAAACUUGGAUAUUGCAACUAGUUCUUCUUUUAAAGAUAAGCAUUAUAGUUGUAGUAAUUUGAAAAUAUUUGUCAUUUUCUUGAUAAAAUAUGAUGAAAAUUUUUUUGUGAUACAAUUUAGAAUUAUUGUUUCAGUCAGUCCAGUUUCACCAUAUUGUUAAUUUAAGUAAGAAAGCUUUACACCUAUAAAUCUGUUAUUUAGUUUUUCUAUUUAAUUUUAUUGUCUAAUUUUUUUUUUUUAAAUGUUGAAGACGCAAUUUUGAGUCUAGAUUUGUUUAAGUAAUAUAAUCUAAUGGCUGUGUUUUAAAGUGACUGCUUGCCAGUGAAAGUGUUAUACAAGUUUUCUCAUUUACUUCAGCAAUUAAAAAGUUUGCAUUAGUUAACUUUUUAGUUAGUUGUUGAAAACAUAAAAGCAUUGGUGCUAACUUUGAUGUUUUUUGCUGUUGUUAUUUCUCAGUUGUUGUGAAAUAAUGAUUAUAGUGAGUGAAGCUAUUUUUAAUUUUACCACUUCUGAAAACAUUAAUGCUUGACUAUCAGUUUUUAAUGUGUGUUUGAGCUGUUUAGCUAAAGUGAUCAAUGGGAUUUUAAAUCAAAAUUUUAAAUUAUUAUUAAAAACAAAAGUAUAAAUUAGUCUUCCAUAUAUUUUUUAUACUGUGCGAUUUUUUGCAGGAUUUAUGAUUGAAUUGUUUUUUCUUUUAAAAUUUUGUUACUUAAUAUGAUGUAAUCCUUAAUACUUUUUCAUUGUUUUGGGCUUAUAGCAAAUGUGGUUUUACAUUUUUAUUCAUCAAAUUCAAGUCUUUUCUCAUUAGGCUAUACCCAUAAAUCAAUUUUCAACUGUUUUCAAUAUAUUUUUCUCAUAAAUGCUUUGAUGAUUAGUUGAUUUGAUGACUAAAAUAAUUUACAUAUUUAAUAACAAGCUUAAUAAAUUAAAAUUAAAAUUUAUUGUUUUAUAUGGUGCUUUACGCAUAGUUAUAAUUGUCCAUCUAAAGACACUGAAAGACGGAAGAUUCAUUCCUUUUUUAAAUAAUGCCUUUUGAUGAAAGUUAUAGAGUUUGUUAUACUACACAAAAAUUAAACGUUAAAUGUUUUACAGUGUUAAUAAAUUAGUAGAACACAUUAAAUUUUGUUAUUUUAACAUGAAGAUUUAAAGUCAUAUAAAAUUUUACAAUUACAAUGUAUCUACUGUAUGUAUGUAUGUGAAUACUGUACUCUCUUUGAAGUACCUAUGUUGGGAAAAAAUGCUGAGUGUCAAUAAAAGACGUAUUGGAAAAGAUGUAAAUUGUAAUUUAAAAUAAUUCAGUCAAAACAUUAGUUAACUAAAGUAUUUUGAUGAAAGAGGUUCUGAUAAAUGAAAUUUUUCUGUAUAUCUGUGUUUAAUGAUGAGCAAUUUUAACUAUUAACAGAAUGAUUGAAUCUGACUUCUUUUAUAUUUAUAUAUAUAUAUAUUUAAAAUCAGUGAACAUUUAAUAUCAUAUUUUAUAAGAUAUUAAUCAAUUUCUAAUUGUUCUUUGUACCUUAAUCAACAGCGUGUGUUUAUUUUUACAAGGCAUAGGUUUUAAAGAUUGUAUAACUCACAUUUUAGUAUUUUUAAAAUCAUGCUUCUCUUUUGUGUUAUAUACUUACAUAAGAAAGUCAAAUAUACAAACUUCUUGUGGUUUUUAAUACUUCAAAUAGUUGUACUUGUGUGUGAUUUAUUAAACUUUUUUAUGAUUA